CUUCUUGGUUACAGUUGCAGAUUCCAAGUUCUGUCAUGUUUCUUAUUGUUGUGUUUUCUGACUAAGUUUAUUACAAAACUCCUUUAGCUAAAAUGCCUAAAAACACAGCUUCAAUUUUUUGGUUAUCCCAGUUCAGUUUUAGAAAAUACUGUUACCAUUGUGUUCAUAAACCCUGUUUCCUUCAAUGUAAUAGUAAUAGUAGCUAGUUAGAUAUAAAUAUUAUGUUGUAUAUAUAGUUCGAUGUGAAUUUGUGUAAAUAUGGCUGAGGAACCCAACUAUGAUUCAAACUAUGAGUUAAAACAUGAAACUGGGAAGAAUAUUGAUAUUGGAGACAUGACAUUUAAUAUGACAAAUUAUCACAAAGACGUCUUAAAGAUGAUGUCGAUGAUGAAAUGCCAUCAAAUGUUAACUGAUGUUACCCUUAUUGUUGGGUCUGAGAAAAUGAAAGCUCACCGAGUCAUGUUAGCUGCUGCUAGUCCUUAUUUUAAGGCUAUGUUUACGGGAGGUUUGAAAGAGUGCGAAGCCCGUGAAGUGACUAUUCAUGAUGUCUGCCCUGCCACGAUGUAUCUCAUCCUGGAUUUUAUAUAUACUGGUCAGAUCAGGGUCACAGAGCUAACUGUCUGUAGGCUGCUUCCAGCUGCUGCCAUGUUUCAGGUGACAGAUGUAAUACGAGCAUGUUGUAUUUUUCUUGAACGCCAGUUAUCUCCUGCUAAUGCUAUCGGUAUAGCUAACUUUGCAGAACAGUAUUCAUGUGUUGAACUUCAAUCUAAAGCUAACCAAUACAUUCUUCGAAAUUUUUCUCAGGUUUGUGAGGAAGAAGAGUUUACGCAACUGACACCUAAUCAGUUAGUAGAGUUAAUUCGACGCGAUGAACUCAAUGUGACUGAAGAAAGGGAAGUGUACAAUGCCGUUCUGCGAUGGGUUAAAACUAACGAAGAAGAAAGGCGGCCAAUGAUGCACUGUGUUUUGUCCGCUGUGAGGUGCCAGUUUUUAACACCUUCCUUUUUAAAUGAUCAGAUGAAAAACUGUGAUGUGAUUAAAAGAAUACCUGCCUGCAAAGAAUACUUAGCUCAAAUAUUUAAGGAGUUAACCCUUCAUAAGAAGCCCAAUGUGAAAGAAAGAUCUCCUGGGGGCCAAAGGAUCAUCUACUGCGUUGGUGGUUACCUGAGGCUGUCCCUAGAAACAGUUGAAAUCCUCUGCUUGGAUGACAAUUCCUGGUCGUCUUGUGCUAAACUUUCGGUGCCCAGAUCUGGUUUAGGCGCAGCCUUCGUCAAGGGCUUGUUGUAUGCUAUUGGAGGGCGGAAUACAUCUCCUGGUUGCAGCUAUGAUUCAGACUGGGUUGACAGGUAUGAUCCUGUCAGAGAUAAUUGGAGAACUUGCCAUCCAAUGUCAGUUGCAAGACAUAGAUUAGGAGUCGGAGUUUUAGAUGGACAGAUAUACGCUGUUGGAGGUUCUGCAGGGAAUGAAUAUUACAAAACAGUUGAAAGAUAUGAUCCUGAUGAGGAUAGAUGGUUCAUGGUAGCUUCAAUGAAUAAUAGAAGACUUGGGGUUGGGGUGGCGGUCGUCAAUAGGCUGCUGUAUGCUAUUGGAGGAUAUGAUGGGAAGCAGAGGUUGAGCACUGUCGAGAGGUAUAAUCCCGAUGAAAACUCUUGGACUUUCGUUGCAGAAAUGUCAACUCCACGAUCAGGUGCAGGAGUCGCUAGCCUGAAGCAAUUUAUCUAUGUCGUUGGGGGUUAUGAUAACUGUCAACUGAAAACAGCUGAACGUUAUGACACAGAGAAUAAUACGUGGACUCCUAUCGCAUCUCUCUCCGUUCCAAGGAGUGCGUUUUCUUUAGCAGCCAUUAAUGAAAAACUUUAUGCUAUAGGUGGUUAUGAUGGCCAGGAGUUUGUGAAUGUUGUUGAAGUGUACGAUCCUUCUACAGACCAGUGGACAACUGGGAUGACGAUGAGCAGUCCGAGGUCAGGACUCGCUUCUGCUGUCAGUUAUCAACUUACUAAUACCUAGUGAAUUAAACCUUUCAUCGUUGUGAUUAAAUCUAUGUCAUCAAUGUUACCUAUUAUAUUGGUAUCUUGGUGUGAUUGGUCUGUUUAGACUAAUACCAAUGUGGGGGAGCAAUAACUGCUCAGAACAAUACUCAGGAAUCCCCUGUAUAGUUCAUAUUCUUUUGGCAUUCCGUAAAAAGUAUUUAUUCAUUUGUCAAUGCCUAAAUUGAGAAAAUCUUGAAUUAAUAUAAUUGUAUAUUGUUGGAUAUUUUAACUAAAUAUCAUGCAUUUCAGAUUUAAUGGUUUCUAUUGAAAAAACAUCAAGUAUAUGUUUUUACAGUAAGAUCAAUGUAUGUAACCAUUGGAUGUAUAACAACU
Molecule: messenger RNA, 2363 nt
Organism: Nezara viridula (southern green stink bug)
Lineage: Eukaryota; Metazoa; Arthropoda; Insecta; Hemiptera; Pentatomidae
Source: the annotation of a GenBank genome assembly